ACUGGGAGGAGACGCGAAGCUGACAAGUUGUGCACCUCCUGUCGGUAACUUGUUCAUCCCGUACAGAUGAUAAAAUGAUGGACCGAGUCCCUGUCUACCAGGGGAGGUUCACAGACCGAUCCCCUGGUGUUCGCUCAGCUGGAAAGCUUCUUCCUAUCGGAGAUAGAGCUCCAACCUGCUUGACUGAAAGAUAUCCUUCUGCCCCGCCAGUGGUGCAGAAAUUUCUUAAUUUUAGACGUCCAGAUCCUGGUGUUCGAACCAUAUUUUAUGGCAAAGCAUAUGAUCCCUAUUUUGAGAAAGACAUGACACAUGGUGUCAAGAACCACUAUUUAUUAAGUGCUGGCUCAUUAAUAAAUUCACAACCCAUAACAUUAUUCCAGCAAAAGCUUCUUGAAAAAAGAGAGUCCGUUUACUCCAGCCGCAAGCAAGCUCCCCUUGGAAAAUCACAUGAUCAAUCAAAAGCUGUACCUGCUUAUAUUGACAUCAAUGAACGUACAUUUGGACGAAAAUACAAGAGAGGCAUGACAGUUGGAGGACUUAUUAAUCCACGUAAAACCUUUGACGAACUUGAUGAAGAGUCAAAGAAAGGACACGAGUUGUAUGUGGUUACACAUAAUGAUUAUAAUGUUGGUGAGAUAAAAGAUAGACAAUAUGAUUUGACAAAAUUUAAAAAGGACAGACGCUUUGGAAUUGAAACUCCACACUUCUCUGAUGGCAGGACCACUAGACAGACCAUCCAGUGGCUUCAGAAUAAAAAUAAAGAAGGUGCAGUCAUUAUAUCUAAAAGACUACAUGACUUCAAGGAGCGUACACAACCUCAGAUUGGAAAAGUCCUUGACCCAAACGCAGAUACUAGGAAUCUGCCAGCAGACCACACAUUUGGAUUGCCUGUCCGUGCUGCACAAAACGGGCUGCAGAGGCCUAGAUGGGCUGCAAAAACCACAUCAGAAUUCCGAUCUCUUAAAACUUCUCCACUGGGCGUGCAUUACUAGAUUUGUUAUUAUGCCGUCUGAAUCGAUAAGUGUCUCGAUAUCCCAACACCGUGACAUGAUUUGUUAAUAAACAUGAUAAAAUAAAA
Messenger RNA from Spea bombifrons (plains spadefoot toad), 1078 nucleotides. RefSeq names its product EF-hand domain family member B (gene EFHB). The coding region runs from base 75 to 992 and encodes 305 amino acids. The record is from RefSeq and is a predicted model, not a curated record. The transcript is spliced from 9 exons. NCBI's taxonomy places the organism in Eukaryota, Metazoa, Chordata, Amphibia, Anura, Pelobatidae.